AUGCUGAUUUGUUUGCUGUUGAAACUAUUCCAGGCCAAGCCAUUUACAUGGAAGGAACUGUCUAUGAAGCAAAUAUAUGAUUAUCAAUCCACGCGAGUAUCUCAAAAUUCUCUCAAAUACUUGCAAGGUAUAUUCAAGCUUGAAAACAAUGAAAAAGACGAGAUUCUAUUGGAUUUAUACUGUCACUCUCUCAGUUUUACAAAAGAAAUUGGAUUUGCCGCAAAACAAACCAGCGCAUUUCUUUUUAUUUUAAAAGAACUUCAUAAAGAGGUUGUGUCAUCGUCGCUAGUUAACAUGGAAAAAGAUUAUGCGUACUUUAAACAUCUGCUUAUGCAGCAUGCAAUUCAUCGCCCACCGUUUAGUGAAAAAAUAUUCUCGCUUAGUGAGGUCAAGACUAUUUCCGAGUACAUCACCCAUACAUACUUUCGACACUAUCUCAUGUAUAAAUACGUGUUUACCAAAAAACUUCGUAUGAAUCUAAUUGUUGAAAAUUUCAUGUCCAAUCAUGACGAUAUCAAAGAAUCUACUGAGCAAGAUACUGUAGAUGACAAGUUGUCUGAUAAUCAAACUGCUUAUCAAGCAGCCUAUGAUGCUGAGAAAUGCGAUGAUGCUGAAAGUAGUAAAGAUGCUCGUCUUGAAAUCAGUGGUUCAAUAACCAAACUGGCACGCGAGGAAAUCACAUCAACAGAUGCGUCUAAACCAUCAGACACUGCAAUGAUGUCAGAUCAUUCACCAGCAACGAUCAGUAAGGAUAUUUCUCAUGGGUCUACCCUUGGACAACACCCAUACGCUUUACAGACAUGUACUGCUCAUACGAUUUCAGCAGGAAUGCCAUCAAAAGAUAUCACAAAACAUGAUGAAACGAAUGGGUUUGAAAAAUCUAGCGAAUUCAUUGUUUCAGAUGUAUCGAAAUCUGUUGCAUCAGGAAAACAAGAGGCGGCUAUUAUAGAACUCAAAAGUUUCAUUUCAUCCGUUUUGGCAACCAAACUGGACGACAUGCGAUCCACUUUACUGACUAAACUUACGGCUCAAGAAGAGCAUAUCAAUGCUAAAUUGAAAAAAAUUGAAGGCAAUUUGGAAGAUGAUAAAAAAAAGGAUCUCAAAGUCAAAUCAAAGAAAUAA
Molecule: messenger RNA, 1122 nt
Organism: Batrachochytrium dendrobatidis JAM81
Lineage: Eukaryota; Fungi; Chytridiomycota; Chytridiomycetes; Rhizophydiales
Exons: 8
Coding region: 1-1122 (373 amino acids)
Source: RefSeq, a predicted model, not a curated record